GUAAUGCUUUUUAUAAUUGCAUUUCUACUUUAGGGCGUUUUUAGUGUACAAUUUACGUUCUCACUAAAAUCAAAAGAAUUGAAAUGCUUUGGAGAAAAUAUUGGAUAAAAUAGUUUAGUGGUUGGAGCUAUUUAAGGGAAUUCUAGUGAAUAUUCACUAAAAAUUCAUGUAAUAAUGGGAAUAAUUUUAGAUGCCUACUAAAAAGGUUGAUAAUAUACUUUAAUAUUCUCAUAGUUUAGAAUUACAAAAGUUUUCAUUUACAACUAAUAAUACAUAAUUAAAUUAUUAGUUUUGUAUUCAUAAUUUAGCAAAUAUAUGGAUGAGUUAUAAUUUUACUUUGGUAACAGGAAUGGAUGCUUAAGAUUUUUCAUUGUUAGCUUAAAAAGAAGAUUUAAAACCUUUAGAAAUUCAUUUGAAGAAAUUAAAUGGUUUAGUAAAUGCAAUUGAAGUACUGCAAAUAUAUUUAGAUUUAGCUUGAUCAAAAAGAGAUAGAGGAGAGAUAAUCAAAUAGGUUUUCAGAUGUUUCUAAAAUAUCAUAUAAAAUAAUAUUAUUUAGUGUGAUAACUUUAUUGUUAAUGGUGCUUACAAAUUUUGUAUAAGCUAGAAAAUUAAAACAAUUUUUCAAAUACAAAAAACUCAUUUGA
This is a messenger RNA of Paramecium pentaurelia, 644 nucleotides long. Lineage: Eukaryota; Ciliophora; Oligohymenophorea; Peniculida; Parameciidae. The record is from the annotation of a GenBank genome assembly.